AUGGCUUCUUUCAACAAAUUAAAAAAUGUGUUAAUGCUGGCAUUUGACUGGAUUCUCUAUGGUGCUGGUGCUACAGAUACCUGCAAAGUCACUGUAACACAACCCAGAUUUCAGGAAGCUGACUACUCCAUGCACACCGUGUUCUUAACGUGUGCUUUUGAUGCCUCUGGAUGCUCCUCGUCUCAACCUCAAGUUCUAUGGUUUCGCUUUUUAACGAACAAACAUGAGGAUUUGUGCACUCCUGCAUGCACAGACCACCACAAGUACAAAGUACAUUUAUCACCAAAAAAUAACAUCUCACUUCAGAUCAAUGAUCUGACUGUAGAUGACAAUGCUGUUUAUAUCUGUGGAAUAGCAUUUUCAGAUUCAAGUUCACCCCAUUCUAAACAAACAGGAGAUGGAACAAUACUAACAAAAACAGAAAAACAGCACAGCAAUGGAAAGGUCAUCUUCAUCUUCAUGAUCAUCACCUCAUCAUUACUGUUUCUAUACAGCACCACUGUAUUCACAUUCUUUGUAGUCUACAAGCUGAAACCGAAGCUGCUAAAGAAAAGCUGGAAUGAAGACCAAAGACCAGAGAACUGUAAAAUCACUAGUGGGCGAAAAAUUUUUCGAGCAAUUGCCCAAGAGCUUCAAAAGCAGAGGUAUGCUGAACGUUGGAAAGAGCCUGCUGAUUUGGAAGAUGACACUCUUUAUCAGAACAGAUGA
Molecule: messenger RNA, 708 nt
Organism: Merops nubicus (carmine bee-eater)
Lineage: Eukaryota; Metazoa; Chordata; Aves; Coraciiformes; Meropidae
Gene: IGSF6
Product: immunoglobulin superfamily, member 6
Exons: 6
Coding region: 1-708 (235 amino acids)
Source: RefSeq, a predicted model, not a curated record